This is a messenger RNA of Loxodonta africana (African savanna elephant), 4206 nucleotides long. RefSeq names its product alpha glucosidase (gene GAA). Gene Ontology annotation, cellular component: lysosomal membrane. Gene Ontology annotation, molecular function: alpha-1,4-glucosidase activity; carbohydrate binding. Gene Ontology annotation, biological process: lysosome organization; glycogen catabolic process. The coding region runs from base 751 to 3633 and encodes 960 amino acids. The record is from RefSeq and is a predicted model, not a curated record. The transcript is spliced from 20 exons. Lineage: Eukaryota; Metazoa; Chordata; Mammalia; Proboscidea; Elephantidae.
GCCAGGGCCCUGGCGGAGGCUCCCUCCGUGGACAGGGAACCGGGCGGUCGGUAGUGACCCCGAAAGCGCUGGGCCAAAGCCGUGACUCCCUGGAUGGAGAAGUCAGCAGGUGCCACCGGGCCAGCGCGCGUCCCGGCUGGGGAGGUGUCACGCGUGGGUGAGGCCGCGAUCACGGCAGUGUCUCUACUGAGCGGGCCCGCCUCGCGGGAAACUCUCCAAGUUCCUCAUUGUGCCUCCCAGGAUUCCUUGGGGAAGGUCCUGUGGUCCUCAUAUCCGGGGGGAACUGAGGCAAGGAGAGGAUGAGCUCUCUGGGUCACUGGGGGGUCACUGGGCCGGGGUUUGACCCGGCUGUCCCCCUGCAUCAAGCUGCCUUAGGGAGCCAUUCCACCGACCCACACGUGACCCCUGACCUUUAGUGCCUCUCUAUUUUUCUCUCCAAAUUGUCAGGCCUGGAGAUGGCCCUGGAACCGCCCUGUUUCCUGGGCGGCAGGCAGCCUCUUCUUUUCUAGGAUCCCUUUCCUCAUCUGUAAAAUGAAAGCUCUUGCUGGCUGUGCCCUGGGCCCCACCUGCCCCGCAGAUCAGAGCCUCCAGGUGGGAAGGUUCUAAAACUUGGAAGGCGUUCCUGGGGCAUCUCAAUGCCUGCCCUGACUGCCGACCCCCAGACUCAGCCCUGAGUCUCCCGGUUUCUGAUUCAGAGCCAUCGCAGGCCUCUGCAGCCCACGCUGCUUCAUCACCCACAGCCAGCUGACCAUGGGCACGGACCGGCUGCCCUGCUCCUGGCAGCUGGCCAGGCCCCUGCUAGGGGCCUGUGCCUUCACCCUCUUGGCCACAGCUGCCCUCAUGGGGCAUGUCCUGCUGCGUGAUUUCACCAUGGUUCCCCGAGAGCUGGCCGGGCUCUCCCAAGGACUGGAGGAGGCUUACCAAGCUCGCAGCCAAGGGCCCCAGCACUCCCGGGAGCACAGCGACAGGCCAGGGCCAGUGCCUGCACAGUGUGACGUGCCCCCCAACAGCCGCUUCGACUGUGCCCCCGAGGCAGCCAUCACCCAGGAGCAGUGUGAGGCCCGCGGCUGCUGCUACAUCCCAGUGCGGCAAGGCCCCCAGGGCCCCCCAGUGGGGCAGCCCUGGUGCUUCUUCCCCCCCAGCUAUCCCAGCUAUAGGCUGGAGAACCUCACCACCACACAGAUGGGCUACACGGCCACCCUGACCCGCGCCACCCCCACCUUCUUCCCCAAGGACAUCCUGACCUUGCAGCUGGAGGUGCUGAUGGAAACUGAGAGCCGCCUCCACUUCAUGAUUAAAGAUCCCGCUAACAGGCGCUAUGAGGUCCCACUGGAGACCCCGCGUGUGCUCCGCCGGGCCCUGACCCCACUCUACAGCUUGGAGUUCUCGCAGGAGCCCUUCGGCAUGGUCGUGCGCAGGAAGCUGGACGGCUGCGUGCUGCUGAACACGACGGUGGCCCCCCUGUUCUUCACUGACCAGUUUCUGCAGCUGUCCACCACCUUGCCCACCCCAUAUGUGGUGGGCCUCGCUGAGCACCUCAGCCCCCUAAUGCUCAACACCAACUGGACCAGGAUCACCCUCUGGAAUCGGGACAUGGCCCCCGAGCCUGGCACGAACCUCUACGGCUCCCACCCCUUCUACCUGGCCCUGGAGGACGGAGGCUCGGCGCAUGGGGUGUUCCUGCUGAACAGCAAUGCCAUGGAUGUGGUCCUGCAGCCGAGCCCGGCCCUCAGCUGGAGGACGACCGGUGGCAUCCUGGACAUGUAUGUCUUCCUGGGGCCAGAGCCCAAGAGUGUGGUGCAGCAGUACCUGGCGGUCAUCGGGCACCCAUCGAUGCCGCCCUACUGGGCUCUGGGUUUCCACCUCUGCCGCUGGGGCUACUCCUCCACGGCCAUCGUCCGCCAGGUGGUGGAGAACAUGACCAGGGCCAACUUCCCCCUGGACGUCCAGUGGAAUGACCUGGACUACAUGGAUGCCAGAAGGGACUUCACCUUCAACAAGCACGGCUUUGAGGACUUCCCCGCCAUGGUGCAGGAGCUCCACCAGGGUGGCCGGCACUACGUCAUGAUUGUCGAUCCUGCCAUCAGCAGCUCGGGCCCUGCCGGGAGCUACAGACCCUACGAUGAGGGCCUGAGGAGGGGAGUCUUCAUCACUAACGACACUGGGCAGCCGCUGAUCGGGAAGGUGUGGCCCGGAGCCUCCGCCUUCCCUGACUUCACCAACCCUGAGACCCAGAGCUGGUGGCAGGACAUGGUAGCUGAGUUCCAUGCCCAGGUGCCUUUCGACGGCAUGUGGAUCUGCCCACUGCUCGGGCCUCUCUUGCAGGACAUGAAUGAGCCGUCCAACUUUGUAAAGGGCUCUGAGGCCGGCUGCCCUGACAAUGAGCUGGAGAACCCGCCCUACGUGCCAGGCGUGGCUGGCGGGACCCUCAGAGCGGCCACCAUUUGUGCCUCCAGCCACCAGCACCUGUCCUCCCACUACAACCUGCACAACCUGUACGGGCUGACCGAGGCCAUCGCCUCCCACAGGGCCCUGGUGAUGGCUCGGGGGACACGCCCCUUUGUGAUCUCCCGUUCAACCUUUGCCAGCCACGGCCGAUAUGCUGGCCACUGGACAGGGGACGUGUGGAGCAGCUGGGAGCAGCUUGCCCUGUCGGUGCCUGCAACCCUGCUCUUCAACCUGUUGGGCGUGCCCCUGGUUGGGGCUGACAUCUGCGGCUUCCUGGGCAACACUUCGGAGGAGCUGUGCGUGCGCUGGACCCAGCUGGGAGCUUUCUACCCGUUUAUGCGCAACCACAACGACCUCAGCAGCCUGCCUCAGGAGCCAUACAGUUUCAGCGAGACAGCACAGGAAGCCAUGAGGAAGGCCUUCGCCCUGCGCUACGUGCUGCUUCCUCACCUGUACACGCUGUUCCACAGGGCCCACGUCAGGGGCGAGACGGUGGCCCGGCCCCUCUUCCUGGAGUUCCCCCAGGAUCCCCACACCUGGACCGUGGACCGCCAGCUCCUGUGGGGGGAGGCCCUCCUUAUCACCCCGGUGCUGGAGGCUGGGAAGACCAAGGUGACCGGCUAUUUCCCCGCAGGCACGUGGUACAACUUGCAGACGGUGCCAGUGGAGGCCCUGGGCAGCCUCCCACCGCCACCUUCCACACCUCUCACAUCAGUUAUCCGCAGCCAGGGACAGUGGGUGAAGCUACCUGCCCCACUGGACACCAUCAACCUCCACCUGCGGGCCGGGUACAUCAUCCCCUUGCAGGGCCCCGGUCUCACCACCACUGAGUCCCGCAAGCAGCCCAUGGCCCUGGUGGUGGCCCUGAGCCCUAGCGGCGAGGCCCAGGGGGAGCUCUUCUGGGACGACGGGGAGAGCCUGGGAGUGCUGGAGCGUGGGUCCUACACCCUGGUCGUCUUCCUGGCCAAGAAUAACACUGUUGUGAACAAGCUGGUGCACGUGGCCAGUGAGGGAGCCAGCUUACAGCUGAGGAAGGUGACCAUCCUGGGUGUGGCCACAGCCCCACGGCAGGUCCUCUCCAACGGCGUUCCAGUCUCCAACUUCACCUACAGCCCUGACACCAAGAUCCUGGACGUCCCCGUGUCACUAUCAGUGGGAGAAGAGUUCCUCAUCAGUUGGACCUGACUGGGUGUCAGCGACACCUUCAGUCCUCUGCCCUCUGUGACAGGGAUGCCUUUAGUCCCCUGCCCUCUGUAACAGAAGCAGAGCAGGGAGUGAACCCGCACCACUCGGUCAGCCGUGUUUGGGCCUGGGAGCAUGUACCGUGAGCCUUGUGCUGACUGUCCCUCGCUUGUUGUGUCUCCUGACACAUCUUUGACAGUUUUUUUCCCCAGAUUUCAGAAUUGGGUCAGUACCCUUGAGGGCUGCUCUGUCUUAAGUAUGUCACCUCUCCACAGCAUGUCACUGGAAUGCAUGUAAUGUUAGCAGCUAUCAGCUAAACUAUCCGUGACAGCAGAGAAAGCGAUGCGUGGGGUGGAGAAUGUCUUAUCUGCACCGGAGGUCAUGGUCCUGCCACGCGGCAGCUGCUGCUCUGACUACAUGUCAAGGUGGGAGCUGGGCCGCUGCCCCCCGAGGACAGACAGGGCUGACUCCUAAGUCUGCUGACAGUGAGCCCAGGGAACUGAGGAGAAUUCACAGGACUUGGGACAACUGUUAAUCUUAAGUACCGUUAUUAAUAAAACGGGUAUUUGGAAUCAA